Molecule: messenger RNA, 876 nt
Organism: Brassica oleracea var. oleracea
Lineage: Eukaryota; Viridiplantae; Streptophyta; Magnoliopsida; Brassicales; Brassicaceae
Product: DEAD-box ATP-dependent RNA helicase 36
Exons: 7
Coding region: 1-876 (291 amino acids)
Source: RefSeq, a predicted model, not a curated record
AUGGAAUCCAGAAACCGAACUGCUGACAAGGUCAUUGCUAAGGAGCAUAGUGUCAACAUGGCUGAGCACAAAGCGAAUGUGGAGAAGUUCAAGGGGAAGUGUCACUACUGCCACAAAGUGGAACACAAGACUACUGAGUGUCGCAGCAAGAUCAUAGACGAGAAGCAUCAAGCAAAUCUCACUGAGGAGGAUCUCGUUGCAAUGGUGACUAAGGUCAACAUGGUUGAAGGCAGCAACCCCAAAGAAUGGACGAUGUUCAACACUUAUCAGGAAAGCAAGACUCAGGAGAAGCUGUUCAUUGGAAACACUGCAGUCUCCAAGAUUGAAGGAUGUGGCAAUGUGGUUCUGAAGAUGACAUCUGGACGUGAAGUCACUCUGACGAAUGUGAAGCAUAUGAGGCGGAUAAAGUUCUUGAUGUUGGGUUUCCAAGACGAGUUGCGUACUAUCUUUCACUGCCUGCCCAAGAGUAGACAAACGUUGUUGUUCUCCACUACAAUCACAAGUAACUUACAGCCAUUGCUCGAACAUUCUUCAAACAAAGCUUAUUUCUAUGAAGCCUAUGAAGGUUUAAAGACGGUUGAUACUCUCAAGCAGCAGUACAUCUUCUUGAACAAAGAUGCCAAAGAACUUUGCAUUAAUUCUCAGUCUAUGCGGCUCUCUGCACUCAGUAAAAUCAAGUCCGGGAAAAUACCGAUAUUGGACAUUCCUACUGUUGACCUUGUAAUCAACUAUGACAUUCCAAGAUAUCCAAGGGAUUAUGUUCAUCGUGUUGGACGUACAGCUAGAGCUGGUAGAGGUGGACUAGCUGUAAGCAUUAUCACUGAGGUAAAGGGAUUUAGGAUACAAAAGAGAAAAGCUGCCGAAGAAAAAGGAUAA